This is a messenger RNA of Fusarium mangiferae, 372 nucleotides long. RefSeq lists its product as uncharacterized. NCBI's taxonomy places the organism in Eukaryota, Fungi, Ascomycota, Sordariomycetes, Hypocreales, Nectriaceae. The transcript has 2 exons. The record is from RefSeq and is a predicted model, not a curated record. Bases 1 to 372 code for a protein of 123 amino acids.
AUGCUUUUCAACGUCUUCACCACCGCAGCCAUUGCUCUCCUCGCUGCUCCGGGCCUAGCCAACCCCAUCGAAACCCUCCCCGAAGGUCUAGAGUCCCACCUGGAGAGCCGCGCAGCCGACGUCACGGCUAGAUUCUGGAAACAAACUACAUGCAAAACCGAGCGAUCCAAAAAAGGCUUCCAGAGUGGGCAUUGCAUCAAAGACCUAGCUGGUAAAGACCAUGCCGUCAGCAUGGACGCGAGAAAGAAAAACAGCUGUCAUAUGAUCAGAUACAGGGAGAAAAACUGUGUGGGCUAUUCUGAGAAAGGCCUCAACCUCUAUGAUUGCUUCAACAUUGGAGACGAGUGGAAGUCUAUGAAGUUCAAGUGUUAG